AUGUGUAAGUAUGCAUUGAUAAAUAAAUGUGAUAGAGGAGAAAAUUGCACAUUUGCUCAUGAUAUAAGUGAACUAAGAAUUAAGCCUGACAUGAGAAAAACAAAGUUAUGUAAAAGCUACAUACUAGGAAAAUGUACUGACCAUAAUUGUAUAUAUGCUCAUUCUGUUAAUGAAUUAAGAGAAGUUGGGAAACCAGCUAUUUGCCAAUUGCACAGAGAAGGACGUUGUAUAAAAGGAAAUCAAUGUAGAUUUGCUCAUUCUAUAAAUGAUAUAAAUACAAAAUUGGUUCAAUUUUAUGGUAAUGAGGAAAAUAGCAAUGAAGAAGAAAGCAGUAUGUCAAAUUUAAAUAAUUGUUUAAAUAUGAUAAACAGUGGAAAGUCAUCUAUGUUGAAUAAAAUGAAAGGAUAUGUAGAUUUAAGAAAUGAAAAUGAGGAAAUAAUACAAACUGUGAAUAAAAAUAAAAACGAAAUAUGGAAUUUAAAUAGAAACAUUAAUGAUAGUAGUUCUAAUUCUUCCAUUCUUUCAAACAAUUUAUAUAAUGCUAUGGCGAAUAAUAAAAAAAACAUUGUAAAAAAUAUGAAUAGAACAAAUUUAAUUAAACAAACAUCUUGCAAUACUUUUUUAAAUGAUAAUCCAAACACAUCAUACAUAAAAGAAAAAAAAGAAGAUAAUCAAUUGAACAAUCGAACUUUAAAAAAUACAAAGUUGUGUGCAAUAACCAUGAAUAAAGAUCAAUCUUAUGAUUAUAAUAGUUUGCUAUUGGAUAACAAUAUUAAUAAUAAUAAAAAUUACUUACUAACUCGAAAUAUUAAUAAAUUAAAUAAUAUUGAAAACCCGCUUAAUGGGAAUAUUUUAAAUGAGUCUUUUAAUCAAAAUGUAUCCUCUUUAAAUUUGCAAUCUUUUUUAUCUUUUAAUUCUCCUCAGCAAAUGGAAAAUAACAGUUCUAAUAGUAAUUUAAAUAAUAUCAGUACCAUAAAUGAUAGCAUAAAUUAUGAAUUAAUGAGAAAAUUGGAUAAUGUGGAAACAACUUUAAAAAAUCACAUUGCGAAAAGUAAUAAAGGUAAUGCUUACUCUAUGAAUUUUUCCAGUAGAGGUGAUGAGGUUGUAAUGAAUAAUAUAGAAAAUAAUUUAAAUAGUUAUAACUCUUGUAAUAAAAAUCAAAAAAGUAUUAAUAAAUUGAAUCAAAUAAUCACAAAUUCAAAUAAUUUAAAUAAUAAAAACAAUGAUUAUAUCUUAAAUAAUUAUAUUUCUAAGGAUACCAAUUUACAUAACGAUAACACUUUAAGUAGGAACAACUUAUUUUCAUCAAUAAUACAUAAUAAUGAUAUAUUAAAUAAAAAUAAAAAAAAUGGAAGUACUCAUUUAGUUUACAAUGAUUAUAGUAUGAACGAAAAGAACGAUGAUUCGAAUAAUGAAAAUAAUUAUAUAAAACCAUUAAAUAAAAUAAAUCAGGAUAAACUUGAUUUUAAUUAUUACAAUAUUGAUGAGUCCUUAAAAUAUUUUGGAGAGUAUUUAUACAAAAAUGAUGAAAAAAAAAAUAUAGGCUAUUCUGAAAAUAGAAGUUCUAGUUUUUUAAAUGAUACAAAUAAUGUAAAUGACUUAAAAAAAAUUGUAAAAGAAAACACAAACUUAGAAAAUAUGAGCACUGAUUUAAAUAAAAAUAAAAGAGAAAAAAAUAAAUGCAUAAAUUAUUAUGAAAAUAUUGUUUUAAAUGGCAAUCAUUUUGAUAUGAAAACAUUACUUCCUAAAUUAAUGGACAUGGAAAGAUAUUUAAAAAUGGAUGAUGAAAAGAAAAAAAAUAAACUAAUGAAUAUUAAUGCAUAUUUGAAUGAGAACAUGAAUAUUAAAAACUCUUUCAAUGAAAAAUUUAAUUAUGUCGAAAAUGUAAGUAAUAGUAGUGUAGAAAAUAUUAAUGUUCAAGAUAAAAAAAGAGAAACUUGUGAAAAUGUGAUAAAAUACAAUUUUAGUGGAAAUACCUCUUUUAAAAAUAUGAAUGAUGAAAAUAGGAUGGAUACUAUAGAUAAUGAUAACAAAGUGAUCAUAAAGAAGAGUAUUUACCAAAAUGAAUUAGAUGAAGAAAAUAAAAAUGAGGAAAAAAAAGAAGCAGGAAAUAGUCAGAAAGAAAUUUCUGAAGAAUUAAAGAAAAGAAAAGAAGAAAUAGAUAAAAAAGGAGAAAAAAUACAAGAAAAAGAUAAAAAUGAUGUAGAUUCAGAAAAAGAAGAUGUUAAUAGAUUAAAUAAAAUGACCAAUGAGACAAUUUUUAAUUAUCCUCAAUUUGAAAAUGGAAUAUUUAAUGAUUCAUCUGAAUUAAAAAGUAAACAAAAAAACAAUAUUUUUAGCUAUAAUGUUUCAAAAAAUGAUAGUAAUAUAGAAAACUCAAAAUUUUUUUUGAAAGGUGAUAACAUGAUUGGAACAACUUUAAAAAACUUUGAAGAAUUUUAUUUAGAAAAGUUGAAUGAAUAUAAAAAUUGUUCACAUAAUAAUAAUAAUAACAAUCCAAGUGAAUUUUUUAAAUAUAUUGACAAUUCGAAGAUGCACAAAAAAAAUUUGAUUCAAAAAAAAAAAGACGAUUAUGUAGAUAAAGAAGAAAAUAACAUAAAUAUUAUUGGUGAUAAAUGUUCCAAUAUAUAUGAUGAUAACAAUGAGAUAAAUAAUUAUAAUAAUAUAGAUAACAAUAAAAAAAAUAUAAGUAAUAAUGUAGAAGAGCAAAAAAGAAAUCAUAGAAACUUAAAAAAUGACUAUAAUGAAUCAAAUAUUAAUGAAAAUAAUGAUAAUAAUAACUAUACAAACUCCAAUAAUAGCAAAAAUAACACUAAUAUUGCUACUUCUAAUAAUAUUAAUAGUAAUAAUAGUAACAAUACUUUUAUUGUGAAUAAUAAUGACAAUAAUUUAAAAGAUGAUAAUAGCAUUAAUAUGAAUAAAGAUUUUAUAAACUACGAGCAAGGAGUUAAUUUAAAUUAUGAUGGAAUGGAAAAGAGGGAACAUUAUGAUAAUUUUAAUGAAGAGAAACAACAAAAGCUUAUUUCACAAAAUAUAAACAAGAAUUGUGUGACAAAUAACAAUAUCAUUAAAGGAAAUUCAUGUAAUUUACUUUUCGAAAAUAAUAGCAAUAAUUAUUAUAUUAGUGAUAUAUCAAACAAAAAAAAGUUUGAAAAUAAAAGUUGGAUUAAUAAUAAAAAAAAUAAUAACAUUAUUAAUGUUAACGAUGUCAUAGAUGCUAUAAAUAAUUGCAAAAAAAAUAUGAAUGAUAAUUCAACAAGGAAUUCUUUUAAUUUAUCAGCAUUAGAUAUAAAUGCAAAUAAUAGCAUCUUAAUAAAUUUAUUACAAGAAUCAAUUGUUAAAAAUGAGGAAAAUUUAAACGUUUAUAAUAAAGAAAUUGAAGUAGAUACGAGCAAUAUCAUAGUAGAUAAUAUUAAAAAUAGAAAUAAUAGUAAAAGUAAUGAUAUUAAUAGCAUUAAUCCUAUUAAGAAUAGUUGUAAUAAUAAUAAUAAUAAUAUUAAUGAUAGUAAUAAAAGUAAUAGAAAUGGAAGCAAUAAUCAAAACAUUAAGAACAAUAAUAAUGAUAAUAUUUAUAAUAAUCAAAUGAAUGAAAAACAAAUAAAUAAUUUCUUUUAUGAUAAUAAUGAUGAAAAGAUACUAUCAAAUAACAUGAAUUGCAAAUUGUACGAAGAAAUAAACGAUUUAAAAGAUUGCAAUUUAAUAAAAAAUAGAAAAGAAGAUAGCAACUCACAUAAUUAUAAAUUUCCUAAACUAAAUUCUAUAUCGAAAAAUAAAAUAAUUAGUACUACAAAUUAUAUUGAUAAAAAAAUCUUUAAAAAUAAUUCAUUUAGUAAUUUUGGCAAUUUAAAUGAAAACUUUGAUUUAAAUAAAGAAGCAAAUAUGCAUACUUUAAAUGAGGAGAAUGAUAUUAUACACUUCAAAGACAAAGAACAUUUAGAAGAAAAUCAAAACAGGCAACAAGAUGCGCUUACACAAGAAAAUAAACAAAAUAGAGCAAUUUUUAAAAUUGUAUAUAAUAAACCUAAUUGUGUAAAAGAAAGUGAAGAAAAAAUAUAUGAUUUUAAUUUAAACAAUUUAUCAAUGGAUUAUAUGGAAAUGAAUAAUGAAAAUAAUUAUUUGAAUAGUUCUAGCACAAGAGCUUUAAAUUCAUUUCGAAUUAAUGCUGAAACUAGUAUAUCUAAUAACACCAAUACUGGUAGUGAAACAAACAAUAAUAAUAACACAGUGAAUAAAGAAAAUAGUUACAUAGAUAAUAUAUUUAACAAUAAUAAAUUAUAUCAAAAAAAUUAUUUAAAUGAUGAUAAUUUUGAUAGCAUAGAAACCAUUAUGAAUAUUGAUGCAGUUGAUAAUUCAGAUCAAAUAAAUACUUCAAGCAAUAAAACGAGUAUUUUUAAUAAUAAUAAUUCAAAAUUAAAUUUUUUAAAAAAUGAUAUGUUUUUAAAUAAUAAUAAUAAUUCUAAUAAAAAUUCAUUGAAUUUUUUUGAUUCUUUAAAAAAUGAUUAUAAUUUUUUUGAAAUAUCUACAAAUAAUGCAUCAUCUUUUUUUAAUUAUGAUAUAUCUAAAAGAGCAGAAAAUGAUUUUAGUAAUUUAAUGGCAAAUAAUAUGUCUUCUAAUAAUGCUUUAAAUAAUAAUUCAUGCCUUUAUAAUGUUCAUUUUGAAAAUAAAUCUUUUGUUAAUGAUGAAGGUGACUGUAUGAAAUUUUCUAAUGAUAUAAAUUUUAAUUUUUUAAAUAAAAGUGAAUAA
Plasmodium relictum is the source of this 4743-nucleotide messenger RNA. RefSeq names its product zinc finger protein, putative. The transcript has 3 exons. The coding region runs from base 1 to 4743 and encodes 1580 amino acids. Lineage: Eukaryota; Apicomplexa; Aconoidasida; Haemosporida; Plasmodiidae. Gene Ontology annotation, molecular function: metal ion binding. The record is from RefSeq and is a predicted model, not a curated record.